Fraxinus pennsylvanica is the source of this 1302-nucleotide messenger RNA. NCBI's taxonomy places the organism in Eukaryota, Viridiplantae, Streptophyta, Magnoliopsida, Lamiales, Oleaceae. The record is from the annotation of a GenBank genome assembly.
AUGGAGACCUUGAGAAAUAUUAUGAAUCCCUUCUGCACUUUCUUGUUUUUAGGCAUGUUGUUGCACUUUGCAAGCUCAAUGCCAAGAACCAAAGCAGUAACUCAUUACCAUGAUUUUGUGGUUCAAGCAACACCAGUGAAGAGGCUGUGCAAAACUCACAAUACUAUCACUGUGAACGGGAUGUAUCCAGGACCGACAUUGGAAGUGAACAAUGGUGAUACUCUAGUUGUCAAAGUUACUAACAAAGCUCGAUACAACGUCACCAUUCAUUGGCAUGGGGUGCGACAAAUGAGAACAGGAUGGGCUGAUGGACCAGAAUUUGUGACUCAAUGCCCUAUUAGACCAGGAGGCAGUUAUACUUACAGAUUUACAAUUCAAGGACAGGAAGGAACACUUUGGUGGCAUGCCCAUAGCUCAUGGCUCAGAGCCACUGUCUAUGGAGCCUUGAUUAUUCGCCCACGACUAGGAGAAUCCUAUCCCUUUCCCAAGCCAAAGCGUGAAACCCCUCUUCUUCUCGGUGAGUGGUGGGAUGCAAACCCCAUUGAUGUUGUGAGGCAAGCCACAAGAACAGGAGCUGCUCCAAAUGUUUCCAAUGCUUACACCAUCAAUGGUCAACCUGGUGAUCUUUACAACUGCUCUAAAAAAGAUACAGUAGUAGUUCCAGUGAAUUCUGGUGAAACAAAUCUCCUCCGAAUCAUCAACUCUGCACUCAAUCAACAACUUUUCUUUAAAAUAGCCAACCACAAGCUCACGGUUGUUGGUGCCGAUGCUUCUUAUCUCAAACCCUACACCACCUCAGUUCUCAUGUUGGGUCCAGGCCAAACGACCGAUGUCCUGAUCACUGCGGAUCAGCCCCCAGCCAAGUACUACAUUGCAGCGCGUGCUUACGCCAGUGCUCAAGGUGCACCAUUUGAUAAUACUACUACCACAGCCAUUCUUGAAUACGCGACUGCUCCUUGCUUAGCAAAAUGCACCUCGACCAAACCAGUUAUGCCGUCUCUACCUGCAUUUAACGACACUGCCACUGCAACUGUCUUCACAAAAAGCUUGAAAAGCCCGAGAAAAGUAGAAGUACCUACAGAAAUUGAUGAGAAUCUCUUCAUUACAGUUGGUUUAGGACUCAACAAUUGCCCCAGUGGCGCUAGACGUAUCAUGGGAAUUUUUGUUUUUGAAUGUUUGCCGCAUGAAGAAGAAGAAGAAGAGGAAGAGGAAGAGGAAGAAGAGGAAAUUGACUUUGAUAUAUGCUGCGCGGAUUUAUUCAUAAUGUGUUAUGAAAUUAGGAUAAUUAUUGGUACUUGGUAA